Apis dorsata (giant honeybee) is the source of this 2398-nucleotide messenger RNA. RefSeq names its product cytochrome P450 9e2-like. NCBI's taxonomy places the organism in Eukaryota, Metazoa, Arthropoda, Insecta, Hymenoptera, Apidae. The record is from RefSeq and is a predicted model, not a curated record. The coding region runs from base 102 to 1595 and encodes 497 amino acids. Gene Ontology annotation, molecular function: monooxygenase activity; iron ion binding; heme binding. The transcript has a single exon.
GUGUCGUGCGUACGAAACUAUCGGGAAUAAUCGUGAAUAGCCAACUUUUUUUCUUUUCUCUUUUUUCCUUUUUAACAAGUUUUUUUUCUCGGCGAAAGAAAAUGGCUUCUGCGUUUUUGACGCUCGUUACGGGCGCGUUAUUAUUAUUGUGCUUCUACCUCUAUUUAAAAUACACGUAUUGGAAGAGAAAUGGGAUUCCUUGCGGUAAAGGAUGGUUCCCGAUAAUCGGCCAUUUCCUACCCGUGAUAAUCAAGAAACAAAGUUACAGUGAAGUGAUCGAACAGGUAUAUCGCGAUUAUUCGGAUCGCAGUAUGGUUGGAAUAUACAAAGGAACGAAACCAGUGCUGGUUCUUCGCGAUAUUAAUUUGAUUAAAACCGUGUUGCAAAGUAAUUUCUCGAAAUUCCAUGAAAAUGCGCUUAAAAUCGAUUCAAAAUUGGACCCUUUGUUAGCGAAAAAUCCAUUUUUCUGUUACGGAGAAUUAUGGCAGACCGGAAGGAAACGUUUGACUUACGCGUUCAGCAACGCGAGAUUAAAAAUCCUUUUCGCAGCCGUGAACGAAGUGUGUACAAAAUUUCAAAACUUCUUGAACAGGCGGCUACAAUCGAGUAAGAAAUACGAAGUCGAGUUGAAGUCGUUGUUUUUAAAAUUUACGAGCGAGGUUGUUGCGAACGCCGGUUUAGGAAUCGAAGGUUUCUGUUUCGAGGAUGGCGAAGUACAAUCCAUAUUCACCAACUUCAACGAUAACGAUUUCUUGGAUACGUUUUUGAUCGGGAUCUUCGUACAUUUUCCCUUCCUUACCAAGAUAUUGAAGAUAAAAUUCCUACCUGAUAAGCACGACAGAUUCUUCAGGACAGUGGUGAAGAAAAAUUUAGAGCUGAGAAGGAGCGAUCCGAUACCAAGAAACGAUUUCAUCCAAUUGAUGAUCGACAUGGAGCAGACGGGAGAGAAGAUCGACGAGGAGAGUGUGGCGGCUCACGCGGUUUCCUUCUAUCUCGACGGGGUCGAAACGUCCAGUGUCACGCUUAAUUUCAUUGGAUGUCAAUUGGCCAUUCACCAAGACGUGCAAGAAAAGUUGAGGAAGGAGGUGAGAUCGACGAUCGAGAAACACGGAGGCGCGUUAACGUUCGAGGCUGUGAAGGAAAUGACGUACAUGAAUCAAGUGAUCAGCGAAUCCCAAAGAUGUUUCUCGGCUCUAGGCUUUCUGGGUAAAAUGUGCACCAACGAGUUCGAAUUGCAAGGCUCGGAUGGAUUGAAUUAUCGCGCGAAACCUGGCACCGAAAUAGUGAUACCGGUCUAUGGGUUGCACAAAGAUCCGAAAUACUGGGAAAAUCCAGAGGUGUUCGAUCCGGAACGAUUCGGCGAUGAGAAUAAGCAAAAUAUAGAAAAGAUGGCGUUCCUUCCUUUCGGCGAGGGGCCAAGAAUUUGCGUAGGGAUGAGAAUGGCUAUGCUGCAGAUGAAGAGUUGUUUGGCUACAUUGAUAAAAGACUACAAACUCGAAGUUUCGCCGAAAAUGCAACUACCGUUGAGAUUAUCGCCGUCUUAUUUCCUAUCGGCGCCAUUUGGUGGUGGUUGGGUACUCAUUUCGGAAGCCUGAAGCCUUAUCGAAAAAUUACACGUCAAAGUUCGAGAUUGAUUAUUAUUGCGAUCUUUAUUACUUAUGUUUAAGAAAAAUUCGAUAUGGCAAAGGAGCAACGUUUGCGUAAUAUUCUUACCGAUACAUUAUCUUCGAGAGAUAAGUGAUAAUAAAAUUUUGCUGUUACUUUUUAAUUUCAUUUCAAUCGAAUCUUGUUAAAGCGGAGUAUAUUUGUUGUUAACGAAUCGAAAAGAAAAAACGCGAGAGAAAUAUCUAUAUAUAUAUACACGUGUAUAUGAUUCUUUGAUUUCAAUUGAUCGUCUCCGUUACGUAAAAAUAAAGAGCAGAUAAAUAAAUGAAAAGAAAAGUAGGAGACGAAUAGCGUUUAUGGGAGUACGCCGAGUGCAGGUCUAUUUCACGUGUCUCAGAAUGUAGGGACUCGAACGAGUUUCCUGAGUGGUUUCCCGUGUUCACUAUUGCUAUGUACACAUAACUGCGUCAAAUUGUGUGUAUGUGUGUGUGCGUGUGUGUAUACACGUUUUAUAUUUUAUAUGUAUAUCGUAUCGUUUAUAACGUAUGUGAAAAGAAACGAUAAACUGGUGAUGCAAGGCUCGUGUGUUUUCGAUAAAUAAAGAAAUAUAUAAUUCGUUACAGAAUGGAGUCCAUCGUUCGUGAUACAAAGAGAAGACGCGAUGAAAUAAUAAAAUAUUUACAAAAAUUAUAUAAAUUUAUUCACAUUCCGGUUUGGAUAGGUCGGAAAAUUAAUUAGUUACAAGUUCAAUAAUGGACCUCUCUGUAUUUCGAAAUUACCUUCGCUAUGUAAA